AUGAGCUCUGUGGAGGAUCUCGCAUUCGCCCCGACCUUCCAUCAUAUGUAUGGAGCCCAGCUCCUUGCAUCGAUUAUCAAUACCUUCCUGUAUGGGACAUCCCUGAUCAUCACGCUCCAAUAUUUCAGGAGGUUCGGACGAAAUGACCCUCUGGCUCUGAAGGGCACCGUCGCGCUGCUGAUAUGUUCAGCGACGGUGGAAACUACCGCUUCAGCUCACCAAACCUAUGAUUCGUUCAUCACAAAGUUCGGGAGACAGGAGCUCUUUAACGAAAUUGUACCAUCCGUAACAAUCGAGUUCCUCUUCGUCUAUGUCACAGCCUUCAUCGCACAAUGCUUCUUUGCAACGCGGAUAUGGAAAGUUGGCAAGCAUUUUGGGUUCAAAUUCCAGUGGUUGACAAUCCCGGUCAUUGCCCUCGCCUUCCUCCAACUUGGCGCCGGUAUCGCGCAGGUAUCAUUAAUGAUCAAGAGCAAACUGUAUAGCACCCUUGACCAGCACACGGCGACACUGGUGAAAGUAACGACGAUGCAGGGCGUCGCUGCCGCAAUCUGCGAUAUCCUGAUCACCGUGGUCCUAUGCUGGGCAUUCCAUUCUCAUCGAUCCGGCACAAGACGGACGAAUUCGCUCGUCGACAAACUUAUCAUUUACGCCAUCAAUCGCGGUUCUGCUACGAGUAUCUGCGCGCUUCUUAACGUGCUUUUGUAUUACUUUGCCUCAGGGACAUUCUAUUUCCUUAUCCCACUUCAAGCGACAACACAUUUCUACGUCAUUUCCGCAGUAACAGUCCUCACCUCGCGCGAAGGACUCCGUCAAGAAAUGGACAACUCCUUCCACCUCUCAGAUCUAAUCGUCAGUAACCGAUCAGAAGCACAAACCGCAACAUCCAGUGUCAGUCCCAACCUCAUUCUCACCGUCUCGCCAUCGUCGUCUUCUGAUGUGCGCUCGUCUCUAAAGCAGCACGACCAACGAAUGACCAAAGAAAAAGAGGGACCUCGGGAUGUUUAG
Molecule: messenger RNA, 1005 nt
Organism: Coprinopsis cinerea okayama7#130
Lineage: Eukaryota; Fungi; Basidiomycota; Agaricomycetes; Agaricales; Psathyrellaceae
Exons: 17
Coding region: 1-1005 (334 amino acids)
Source: RefSeq, a predicted model, not a curated record